This is a messenger RNA of Tarenaya hassleriana, 3646 nucleotides long. RefSeq lists its product as uncharacterized. The record is from RefSeq and is a predicted model, not a curated record. The coding region runs from base 217 to 2025 and encodes 602 amino acids. Lineage: Eukaryota; Viridiplantae; Streptophyta; Magnoliopsida; Brassicales; Cleomaceae. The transcript is spliced from 4 exons.
CUGGAGAUAGAGGCAGAGACUAUCCAGUUCCCGACGAACUGCCAGAUACAACCAAAAAGAUUCGAACUUUUGCUUGUACAGUUCGAACAUAAGGGUUGUCCGGGAGGCUCACCCUCUGUUUGGGUUUCGUUGGCUAAAAAGGUCAAAUUAGACAUAGAAACAAACAGGAAAACAGAGCAAAGUUGGAAAAUUCCCGGAGAGAGAGAGAGAGAGAGGAUGAGAGAGGAAAAAGUGGGAGAGAGAGAUUGUGAAGGAGAGGGAGGAGGAGGAGAAGAAAUGGAGAAAAAGUGGAGACAUGGUUUGUUGGCGGGCAAUAGCUAUAAGAGAGGCGGUCCCUCUACUCCUCCACCCAUUUGGCGCCUCGAGUUCUCUCCGCCGCCGCGAGCCGGAGCUCCGGCCUCCGUAGAGAGUAAGGAGUUCUUGACGAAUCCGGCGGCGGCGGAGGUUUCUGCCCGGAAGCUAUGCGCGAAUUUGUGGGAAGUCGAGCAAUUCCGGCCACCGAUCAUGCGAAGAGGGCUUCGCAAGAUGCGGCGAGUUCGUCGCCGAGAUAAGGUUGAAGACGACGAGGCUUCCGAUGUGGAACCACCGGAUGGUGGACCGCCUCAUGAUCAUCAGGCACUAAGCACGGGUGGCUCGAGGAGACAAAUCUCUGCAACACUUGGUCCUAAUCAUAGACUGGUCCAGACAAGUGGUCACGCCAUGGAACCGGUCUCUCGUGCAAGUUACAGCAGCUCAUUGGAGGCUGCAGCCUGUAAGAAGGGGUUUACUCCAACUGAUUCUUUGGAGCUCAAGUCCCUGAGCUACGGUCUGAAAACCUCGACGAAGCUUCUCAAGGUGCUAAACCGGAUAUGGAGCCUCGAAGAACAGAACGCUGCUAAUAUGUCGUUGGUCAAAGCUCUCAAGACCGAGUUGGAUCAAUGCAGAGAGGGAAUUAAGGAGUUACAGCAAGAGAAACACGGGAAUAGAGGUAUCGACAAGAUAAAGGGGAGUAAGUUCACAAGUAGGAGAAUGGAACAAGAGCAGCUCAAAGCUGCGAUACAAUCAAUCAGAGAAGAGUUGGAGGAUGAGAGGAAACUAAGAAGACGGUCAGAGAGUUUGCAUCGGAAGUUAGGGCGAGAGCUUGGGGAAGUGAAGCAUUGUUUCGCGAAAACUUUGAAAGAACUUGAACGGGAGAGAAGAGGGCGAGUUCUUCUGGAAAAUCUGUGCGACGAGUUUGCGGAAGCGGUUAAAGACUACGAGGAUGAUAUAAGGCGAACGGGUGGCAAGCUGUCUCCGGUGGUUGAGAGGGAAGAUGCUGACAGACUCAUUGUCCAUGUGGCGGAAGCAUGGCUUGACGAGAGAUCCCAGAUGAAGUUACAGGAAGAUAGAGAGGUGGAAUCCUUGGGAAAGAACAGCAUUUUGGAUAAGUUAGGUCUUGAUAUAGAAACAUUUCUCAGAGCUAAACGAUACAACGAUUCGAGGAAGAAGAAGAAGAAGAGUUACUUGACCGGGUUUGAGAAACGUUGCAGCGAGAGCAAGUCUCGUUCCCUUGACCUGAACAAGGAUUCGAGCAGGAGACUAGGGAAAGACAGCGCAUUAAGAGAAAGCUCAGCUGAUUCUUCAGAUACUGUGAAGCAAGGGGUUCACUCGAGUAAACUCGAAAAAGUUUCCAACUUUCAGAAUCCCCACGAGAAUUCCGACUAUCAUAUGGCAACGAGCAAUGCCCAGCUUUCAGAAACAGAAAUAAGAAGAGAUAACCAGUUGCAUCUUUUACGAGAUCUAUAUGGCCGGAAAAGCAAAAGGGUCGGCGAGAAUCACGUGCUGGUAUUGGAUCAGGAUCUUGGCCUUAUGAUCAGGAAUCAAUCUGGGUCGUCCGAAGGCGACAAGAUUCAUCCAGAGAGUACUGCAAGGGAAGCCGAACAUUUAGGCUGUCAGGAUCUGGACAAGUCUGGAACUUGUUCGAAGCAGAUUCGAAACGUGAAAGAGGACAGUCUGGAGGCAAAACUGAUGGAAGCACGGCUCGAGAGCCGGCGUUCGCGUUCUUGAAACAACGGCUCCAUAAUUCUUUAACUCCGAACCCCCUCUGGUUUCAUCUUGACCCAUUUGAGAGCUGUUCAAGCAGACACCUUAGAGACUGUUUACAAUUGCAUGUUUAUGUGUAUAAGUAGGAAAACGUAUACCUCUAUGCAUGGAUGAUGGUCAGUUCGGUCGGAUUCGUGAAGCAGUUCCCAUGCAACUUGGGAAACCGGGAGGAAAUCCUGUUAGACCGAGAAACAUGGCGGAUGACCGAACCGGUUCGUGUCAGACGCGGACCGAACCGGUAGAAACCUCUGUCCAAACACCCAGAUUUUCCUAAACACAAUCUCGUAUCCUUAACGAGGGUCGGAUUCUUGAACCUGGCAUGAGAUCUCAACUUGGGAACUUUCUCUUCUUCCAAGGAAAAUAAAAGCUAAUAACGUUAAAUAUAUAUAUAUAUAUAUAAAAGAUUAGAAAUUUAAAUAGGAUGGUACUGGAAUAUAUAAUAAAUGAAAUGAAUAACGAGAAACGCGAUGACCCAUCAAUCCUCGCUGGAUUUCCUCUUUUCCCCACUCGAAUAAAGUCACAGAGCGCUCUGUCUCUGCCAUCAAGACAGAAUCUAUCAGACCAGAUUUUCUUCACCGUUUCUAAUUCCAGUGAAUAUUUUAUUGCCUCUCUCCCUCUGCAUCUUUUCCAUUAUUAAUGUUCCUCGAAUUAGGGUUUCCCUCUUUCUCUAUUUAAACCACUUUAAGUUCAGCAAACCCCAUUCUUCACCCCCCUCCUCCAUUCUCUUCUUCUCGAUAAGCUUUUUUUUUUAAUUGGUAGAGUAGAGAAGAAAGAACUUAUGACGGGUUUAGAUCUGAGGAGCUCUCUUCUUCCAAAACGAGGAGGAAAAAAAAGAAAGGAUUUAAAAAAAAUUCAGAGUAGAAAAAGGAUCUGAGAGUUCAUGGAUUCCUCUCAAGGAGUGCGCAGGUUAAGAGCUCGUAUGAUGCGCACUCUUGAGGGUUUGCAUGGCCUCUUAGAUUCUUCUCCUUUUUCCUUCUCUUCUCUUCGUUUGGAUUGAAGGGAGCUCCUCUUUUUCUUUUCUUUUUUCUCCAUUCUCUCAUGCAAGAAUGUGCUUGAGCAUUUGAAGUUGUGUGUAUGUGCAUGCAGAUGGAUAGAGUUAUUGGAAUAUCCAUUAAGAAAUAUCAGCUGGUUUCAUAUUAUACCAUCGUGUUGGCUGUAAACUUGAAAUGACAUCAUAGAUCUGAUAAUUAAAUGAAAUAUCAACCUGUGUUUGGACCGUUUCUAUGUUUUUUUUUGUGGCUUACGACCUGCAUGCGUAUGUUUUGGGUUCGAAUAUUGAUUCCGUUAACGUAUUUGUGUUUUUUUUGUGGGUAUUAUAUUUAUGAUUUGACCAGACAUUUUGCUGUGACUGAAACCAGCUCGAGGAACGGUCAAAGGACUACGGCGACAUGUUUGGUUCUAAAGACUAGAAGAUCAUUGGCGUGCGGUUCGGUAGAGAUAAAUUGUCCCACGUGCUUUGUGUAUUUUCCUCGGACUUUGUACGUGUGGUUGUAUGGUUGUAUGUAUAUCAUUGGAAUUUAGUUUGUUGUAUGUUAGUUGAACAAAGUUGUCGUUAAGUCCAAACUAUUGUGACAAUCCUUCGAUA